AUGAGUGGUGAUCAAUUACUAGAUGAUCCAGCCGGAUUGAUCAGGGAGACAAGGCAAAAUUUCUCUAUUUCUGGAGACCUCAAUUCGCUUUCAAGCAUUGAAAAGUCGUUAAAACAACUACGAGAAUUCGUGCAAGAACAAUUGGAACAAAAAACCGGGGAGGUGGAUCAUUUGGCGUCAAUGGCCAGCAAAUCCGAGUCCAGGAUCAGUUUACUUGAUUCUGAAUUGGCUGAAGUGGCCGGUACAGAGCUAAAUGGGGGUAAAAAGGAAGAGUUAGAUGAAAUCAAGAAAGAAUUGGAAAAGUUGGAAGUCAAGUUACGGGCUUCAAAAACGGAAUUGGAUGCCAAAAUGCAGGAAUUGGUUAAGGAAGAUACGCAGAGGGUUGAGAUUGGAAACUCUAGUGACAACGCCGAUGUUCGACUGGAAAUCUUGAAAUUGCAAUUGUACAGAUCUUUAGGCGUGAAUUUGGAUAUAAAGAACCGACAGGCUCUGAUACAGAGACCCGAUGGGCAAGGAACCGACGGGGUCGAUUUUUUACCGCUGGACGGUGAAUUGAGUGAGUUUUUCAAAACCAAAUUUGUAUGGGACAGAAUAUGA
Molecule: messenger RNA, 597 nt
Organism: Lachancea mirantina
Lineage: Eukaryota; Fungi; Ascomycota; Saccharomycetes; Saccharomycetales; Saccharomycetaceae
Source: the annotation of a GenBank genome assembly